AUGCGGUCCAAGAUGCCGUUGUCAAAGCCCAAGUCCAGGCCCAACAAGGACGUCAAGCCAAAGAGGCUGGAUGAUACCCAUGGCCGUCAAGCAGAUGUCAAAUAUCCUCUUGAUCUGAUAUCCCUCAAUGGCCCGUCAAAGACGACAACCACCGCCAGGUUCAAGAUUACCAAGUCAAAGAAAGAAACUGUCAGGCCUAGGAAGCCCGAGAACGUCACAUCAUACCAGAAGAAGAACACAAUGCCUCCGGAGCCCUUGUCGUCUGCUUCCAUGUCACGCCCGCCUUCCCCGGGCUGCGGAGCCCUGCCAGAUUGCUGGAGUUGCAGCGCUGAGCUGUGCGAGUAUCCUCCAUGCAGUUGCGAGGAAUGUGGCAUGCCUAAUUAA
Microsporum canis CBS 113480 is the source of this 384-nucleotide messenger RNA. RefSeq lists its product as uncharacterized. NCBI's taxonomy places the organism in Eukaryota, Fungi, Ascomycota, Eurotiomycetes, Onygenales, Arthrodermataceae. The record is from RefSeq and is a predicted model, not a curated record. The transcript has a single exon. The coding region runs from base 1 to 384 and encodes 127 amino acids.